This is a messenger RNA of Bradysia coprophila, 6131 nucleotides long. RefSeq names its product Posterior sex combs (gene Psc). Gene Ontology annotation, molecular function: promoter-specific chromatin binding. Gene Ontology annotation, biological process: negative regulation of transcription by RNA polymerase II. Lineage: Eukaryota; Metazoa; Arthropoda; Insecta; Diptera; Sciaridae. Gene Ontology annotation, cellular component: PRC1 complex. The record is from RefSeq and is a predicted model, not a curated record.
UUUCGUCAGUUGAAAUCGAAACGCGUUUGAUGACGGACGUGUGUGUGGUGUAUUUGAAGAUUAUUUUAUUUGUUAAUUAAAUAUUGUUUAAUUAAUUAGUAUACAUAGCAAACAAUGAGUUUUAUAACCGUACUACACGCCAACAAGUUCAUUAAUUACGGUUUAAUUAUCGCGAAACACGUCGCGUAAUUUAAAGCUUCAACGUAUGAGAUUAUAACUAAAUGUAACCCAAGUUUUAUAAUAAAUACGAAAUAUAUAAACGAACAAAAAAAAAGCGGGACCCAUACAUAGAUAGGAUGUAUAUGUGUAUAGAUGAUAAAAUGCUUAUCUCGAAUUUCGGUAUAUAGGCUUUGACAGCUGAGAUAUAAUAUAUAUAAUAGACCCAACGUCGAUGGUGUAUACUCGUAUGCGUAUCGGUAUAUAUAUAAAUAUAACGUGUAUAAAUGUGAGCUAUUUUGUGUUGAAAAAACGCCAAAAGAAACUGAGAAAAUAUAAUGUUUGAACGUCGACACAGGGGUUGCUAGCAGCGGAAAUUUACGAAAAUCAAAUAAAUGAUAAAAAGAGGAAUAUAACUAUACAAUACUCUGGGUUGACUGUGCAUAACUGGAUAUACAUUUUUUUUUUUUUGGAUUCAUUGUGAGUUAGAAGUUGCUUGAAAUGGCCGAGUUGAAGGAGAACAAAGCAAUUGUCGUCAACCCACAUAAGCCAAUUAAAGUUUUAUUGAAGACUGUGAGCCAGCAAAUAACAUGUUUUUUGUGCAAAGGAUAUUUGAUUGAUGCCACAACAAUAGUCGAAUGUCUUCAUUCAUUUUGUCACAGCUGCAUCAUAAAACGACUAAAGACAACUGAAUACUGCCCGAUAUGUGAGCUGAUGAUAAACAAGAAAAAACCAAACAUAAAACGUGAUGCUACGCUGCAAGCAAUCGUUUAUAAACUGGUACCUGGAUUGUAUGAAAAAGAGCUGUUGCGGAAACGAGCUUUUUACAAAGCACAUCCGAAGGAAGCCGUGUUAGCUAGUCCAGAACAGCGUGGUGAAGAUACCGAACAUCUGAUACUGUCGCCAAACGAAAACAUUCCGUUAUCAUUGGAAUAUGCGGAUGUAGAAGAAAUAGAAGACCAAAUUGAACUGAAGCGGCCAAAGUACCUACAAUGUCCCGCUGUUUUCCCGGUUUCGUAUUUGAAGAAAUUUGUUUUGCAUAAGUUUGGCAUAGAUUCCAAUCAAUUUUGCGUGGAAAUCAUGUACAAAGUUAAAACUAUUGUCUUACCGGAUCACUAUACGCUGAUGGAUGUGGCAUAUAUUUACACAUGGAAAAAGGAUGCUUCAAUGAAAUUCUUUUUCCGAGUACGAAGCAAGGAGGUAUCAUCCGAAGAACUACCAGAAGUACCACUACGUCGUUCUCCAAGCAUAUCUGAUCGAAAUGAGAAGCAGACUGAAACAAUAAAAAUCGAGCAAACUGAACCAAUCAAAACCACUGCGACUGAGUCCUUGUCAACUCCAACAAAUAUUUCAACGACUACAGAAACUGUGGACGGUUUUGUCAAACCCAAGUCACCAAAAUCAAUUACACCGGACAGACACAGUGCCGGUAAUCCGAUUAAUGAUGCGAUAAAAAGUGAUUUAGCGAAACCUAGUGCGGAAGUGCAAAAGUCUGUGAACAACGAAAAGAGUGGUAAAUUAGAAAAGUUGGAAACAAAACGAAUUACGGAACUGAGAAGGUCAUUAAGUGGGAACGAUAAAGUGGAAAAGAAGAGUGUAAAAGACGAUGAGAAAAAUCAAAAAGUUAAAAGUGUGAAGAAAUGCAAAAGCGAUUCCAGCGAAAAGCGUUUCGAAAAUAUUAAAUUAAAAAUUGAUCUGUCCCGUCAAAAUAGUGUAACCAUAAUCAAGAGUUCGGUGAACGAUCUGAAAAUGAAAUUUAAAACAGAACGUGACACUAAGAGCGAAUCAAGUGAAACAAGUGCCGAUAAACCGAAAGACGAUGUAAAUAGUAAGAAGAAACCGGAAAUCGAUGUGAUAACACUGGCUAAAGUAAGUGAGAAAACAGACUCGAAUGACAGUGAAGUGAAGUACGAAAUUAAAUCGCCCAAAAGUAGUCAUUGUGAUAAUAAGGAGCCAGUCAUUAAAUGUGAAAGUGAAAUAAAAGUGGAUUUGGACAUUGAUGAGAAAAAAUCCGAAUUUUUAGAAUCGUUUAACUUAACGCCGACAAAAUCCCUGUCCCCCGAAAAAUUGGCCAUCAUUGCGGAAAAGAAGAAAAUUGAAAAGGCGACUGCCAAUGAAUUGUUAAGCAAAAAAGAAAUGUUUACAAAACAUUCGACCAAGAGCGUUCCAUGGCAUCAGCCGUACGGUCAACCAUCAAAAGCGAAUUCCAAAACAAGUGUGGCUACCAGAAUAAGUGAUAUAUUGUUACAAAAGCAACGUAAUUUUGCUGCCUCCAGUUCAGCUUCAACGAAAUCUCCUGCAACAAUAUUACCGAAGCAAAACCUGACAAAAGUAACAUCUUCACAGUCAACGAAGAAUUCCAAUCACUCUACAGAAUCUACAGUUACAUUGCAUUCUAAUAAGCCAAAUAAGGAUAAUCCUCUUAAAACGACGAUUACGAAAUCAGCUAGUCUUUCUCCGAAAUUGUUGACUGACAAAUCCGCCGAUGAAAAUGGUAACAAAUCUCCACAAGGUCCAGUUAAAAAUACAAAACCCGAACCCACAGUCAGCAAACGUAAAAGCAAGGAGCCCAUCAAGAACAUUCCGAAACGACGGUUUUCUUUAUCUCUCGAUAGUCCAAUGAAGUCAAAACUAUCAAUCGAUUCAUUAGCAAAACAUCUUCCAAUGCUUCCGGAACAAGUAAAGAAUAUGAAAUUGCCUGUAGAGCCACCAAUGAAUCGAGCCAAAUUACCUUUGGAACAGCCAAACCUGACUAAGUUACCGGUUGAAGAGUCUAUUAAAAAUUCCAAAUUACCGAGUAUGCCUUCCAUAACCGAAGACCAUGAAACAUCGAAAGUCAAAAAAGAUGUGGAAAUUAAACCGACCAAUUCAACAAAUCGAAUUUGGUGUGUCGAUCCAUGCGCAUUGGGAGGAAAUAAUGUGAAUAAAACUCCAAGUGUUCCGGAAAAGAAAACAGCCAACGGAAACACUCAAAAGAAAGAAACUCCGAGCUCGCUGGGUAAAAUGCUUCCGCCAACAUCUACCAGUACUCCGAGAAAAGUAACUGACAAUGAUAACAAGGGCAAAGUAAAGAUCAAUCGAAUGAAACCCUUGGCACCUGGUCCGCGAAAACUUCCAACUAUUCUACCGAAACCAUCGCCGUCAUCACCAGCAUCCAGUAUGCCUCAACUAACGAAAAUGCUCAAAAAUCCAGAUACCGAAAUCAAACAAAUACCAAAUGGGAAGGACAUCAAAGUGUACGGCCCUGCAAUGGACAUGCCAAAAAUUCCAUUAGGGUCCACAUCACCAGCAUAUGUACCAUCAUUCAACACUAUGCAUCGAAAUCCGUCUGCGGGCUACCUCAAUUACGCAUUAAUGAAUUCGCGUAAUCGAACGAACGAACUGCCACUUGGUAUGAGAUCUCCAGCCUACUCUCCUGCGUCACCAAUCUACUCACCGAAUUCGCCACAGUACAGUCCAAACUAUGGUAUCCCUACCCAACAAUUCAAAUACAUGAAGUCACCAGCUUACAUUCCAAAUUACCCACAAACUCCGAACGGUGCCAGUCAAGGUGUAAAUAGUUUGAAAACUGUUACAUCAUCGCCAAAGAAAAGUGAGAAAUUGAACGAGAAUAAUAAACGUCCACACUCAAAUACACCUGACGGAAAUUCACCGCCCGAAAAGCAGGCCAAAGUACAAUCAUUGCUGGAGUCGUGCAAAAUUAAUUUCCCAUCAUCUUUGUCUAUCACGCUUCACGAACAAAACGACUCGUCGAUGAACAAUCCGCUAUUUAACCCGAAACGGAACAGUCCUGUAAACAACUACAUCGAAAUUGUUAAAUUACCAGAAAUUCCUGCUAAAGAGGAAGUCAAACAAAACACACAGCCGAAAAGUGAAACUAAUAAACCCCCAUCCGUAAAACCAGUGACUCCAAAGCCGCCAGUCGCAAAAUCGCCAUCACCAAAGCCACAAGUGAAUAACAAUGACAAAGAAAAAGUGCUGCCAGAUUCAAGUAACACAGCGAAGGUUACAUCCGAACCAAAAAAAUCUCCAGAAACAAAGGCGAUACCUGAACUGAAUGCAAUGGACAAAAGUGUUGCAGCGCUACUGAAAGUCAGACGUGAUAAGGAAACCGGAUAUCAGGGAAAGUUUCUCGAAUCGAUUCUUGAGAAGAAGCGGAAUGAACUCGCACCACCGCCACCAAAAAUGUCAAAACCUAAUCCAGAAUCGUCAUCAAACGGUUCGUCCGGUUCCAAAAAACCAGCAACGCCACCUUUAACACCAAAGGCGACCAAGUCAACCACAAAAUCUCAAUCGAAACCAACCGAUCCAACCAAACCAAGCAAACCAAAUUCACCGAAGAAUUCGCCACCCAAACAGGGAAAAAGCGACGCAGCAUUAGACUUAUCGGCUCCGGUGAACCUAGCCAAUAAAACAUCAAACAACAACAAUAACAAAAGUCAAUUGGAUCAACCGGAUAUGACGGCACUGUUUGCCGAUGUUAUGGCUCGGGCUUCGCAUACUCCCAAUUUUAUGUUACCCGCAUUCGGUCAACAGAUGGGUCUACACAUGCAUCAGGCGUUAUGGUUGGAGAACUUAGCGCGAAUGAGGCGAGCUGGACACGAUAAACUGAACGAAGCGUUGGAGAGUUUUGUGAAAACUAUCAACAAUAAACAUUCGGAGAAUUCGUGAUGAGAGAAGAGUGAAAGGGAGGUAACGUGUGGGUGAUAAACCGAUCGGUUCUUUUAGAUUUUCAGUGUUUUACUCAAAAACGGGAGAUAAAGUUAACUUUGCUUCACGGUGACGAAACGUUAUCUCAAUUUUUUGAGUUAAAAUACCUUACUUGGCAAUGGAACAAAUGGUAGAAAUGACACUUCUUGUGUGUUUACCGAGGCGUAGCCGAGAUCGGUAAAUUUCGCAAAAGAAGUGUCAUUUCCAGCAUUUGUGCCAUUGGUAAGUAAUGUACUAUUUAUUUGUCUCUACAAUCAAUUUUGUUGAGUGAUUAAAUUCAAUGUUCUGUGAAGAAGGAAAAAAAAAGGUUUACAUAAAGCAUCAACUAAUCCAGUGACUAAUACGUUCGGAAGCAAAAUGAAGCUUCUACACAAUUGUAUAUAGUAAUAAUAAUUGGUGGAACAGUACGUCCACACAUUUAAAAUUUUAAAUUGUAAAUAAUUUCACUUCAUUCCUAAUUUAUAUAAUAAAAAAAAAAAAUUCUCACAGCCUAUGGAUCUAACGUAGAAAAACGUUGAGUUACCUUCAAAGCCCCUUUUUAUAUUUCACGUCGUCGUUUUUGUUAUGCUUUUGAGUUUUUUUUUUGGUUAAGUCAUGUUUCUACGUUAUACUAUAUGGUUAUAUCUAUACAGAUGUGUGUAUACUACACAACUGGUAUAUCUGCGUACGAACACACAUAUAGACGGAUGUUAUAUGCACAUAAAAGAUAAAAUAUAAAACGGUGAUGCCGUUGGCAGAAAUAGCUUAGUUUGUACAUAGUAAAUAUAGAGAAAAAAAAUGCAAUCAUGUAUACUAACUACACCUAAUAAUGAUAUUAAACAUUUAGGAAAUAAAAUGACAACAACAACAACUGAAAAACCAGGGAACUCAUGUAAUUAUUUUAAUGUGUUCGGUUUCGUUUUAUGGAAAAAGAUAGUAGGUCUCUAUGGGUGAGAAUGUUAUAUAUGAACUUGAUCAGGGACUAAACAAUUGUACAUUUUUUAAUGAAUUGUGAAAAAUUAUUUUUUUUUCUAAUAAUUAAGGUGAAAUGAAGUGAAAUAAAUUGAAAAUAAAAUAUUUUCGUACUAUUGCUACAACUACUAUUUUUUAAUGAAACUAAUCAGAGAGAGAAUACAAAGAAAAGAAACGAAUGCAACAUCAAUCAAAUCAGAGAGAAAGAGAGAGAAAAAAAACAAAUAAAUUGAACAAUGAAUUACAUGUGUAAGAAGUUGAAAAAGAGUAAAUUUUUACCUAAAUAAAUGAUUGUUUUUCAUGUAAAUAAAUUA